AUGAAUGAGCAUCAAAUGCGCCACAAAAAACAAAUUUUGACUAGCAACUGUCAAUAUACAAUUUUGAGUCUCCCUUUUACGGAUUCCUUGAAAUCAGCUGCAGCAUCUAAUUUACAACAGCAACAACAAGCAAUGGAACGUUUACGUUUAGCCAAUAUAAUGAAUCAAGAAAUGCAUGCUUUAUGGCCUUAUGGUACCGCCACUUUUCUUUCACCCAUGUUGCCAGCCCACAACAUGCCACUACCUUAUGCUCUAGCCGGCACUCUGCCUUAUGCCGCAGUGCCCAUUUAUCAAAGCUUACCUUCAAAUGCUCAGCCCUGCACGGUUUCGCCUGCUUCAUCAUCUUCCAGUGGUUCUUCUUCUGCUAACACUACAACAGCUAAUCAGCAACAACAAAAUCCCAUCGCUCAACAACAGUGUUUGCGUUCAAACAACUCUAGUGGUAGCACCAAUCAGAAUUCUCUUAACGACUCCAAUAAGAUAAAUAUACAAAUUGGUCUGCAAUGCGUUUCACAAAAUACUCCGCUUAAUAUUAAUUCUAUGAAUGAUACGUUUUCCAAAGUUAAUUUGUUAAACUUUUGUAAUCCCACGGCUCAAAUGAUAGACAAGGAUUGUAAAGAAUCAAACACCUCACUGCGGAAUUCUCCUGUUCUUUUAUCGUCUGACGAUAGUUCCGCUGUCAUUAACAAUGGUGCCGGUGGUGAUGCCACAAAUUCCCUAUCACCAGGCAGCAGCAAUGGUACAAUCACCUUGUCGCAGGCGAAAUUUAAUGAACUCACCCGUUUAGCAUUGCGUGGCAGUGAAAUAGCCGAAAAAUUGGCAUAUACCCAUCGCAAUCGCCCGUGUUUCAAGAAAAUUGAUAGUCUCUGUGCACGCAUGAAACAGGAUCUAAUUCGUCCCGAUGGAGUUUUACCCAACAUCAACUCACAGGGUAUAGCCUGGGCCGUUAAAGAUUUUAUAUUCGUUUUUACGCGUGUCAUCAAUGCUUGGAUAAUAAUCAAGGGUUAUGUUUACAACACCCCGGAGGGUUUGAAUAAAGUAAAAUCUGCAUUAAGUCCAGAUUUUGCAGCAAGUUUUGCUGCUUGGCAAGAUACUACCAUGGAUUUUAUAGAAAAUCUUAUCAAAUCCUUUGUAAAUUUGGAUAAUCUAGUGCAAUCCCAAAAGAAUGUGUAUCAAAAGUCUGAUAAUACGGCAGGAACAGCAGCUUCUAGUCGCAAUGGCCUUAAUAACAACAUAAACAAUACGCCUAUUAAAAUAUUGCAACCGGGCAAUCCGCUGCUUGAGGAAUCAUUCGAUUUUUUAAAUUCUGCUACAGAAAAAUGUACUCAAAACGCUUUAAAUAAAAAUUAUAUUUAUACCAUGGUUGAAGACUCUGAAGGCAGUCAACGUCAGGCUACUGAAAAUGGCACUUAUUUCAAAACCGGCACUUAUAAUCCUAUCAAAAAGGAUACUACUCUUCUGCCAGGAGAAACUUGUACUCCGCCCACUCCCGCUAGCCAUUUGUUUGCCACACCACCUACAGCAAACACUGCAUUGGAACAAUAUAUCGAUGAACAUCUCAAUGAAUUUUGGACUCCAGCCAUGGAUAUUGAGCUAACAGACAGUGCUAAUCCUGCUGCCACUACAGAUUUCAUAAAACUCAAGCAGAACCUUACAUCCAAUUGGUUAAAUUAUGAUUUACGUGUUUUGGUGCAGCAUCUUAGUGAAUUUGCUACGGAUUAUGAUCCCAAUGGGCCACCUCGACCCUUGGGCAAGGAUCUAAUUGAUAAUCUCAACAUAAUGAUGGAGCGUUUGAAUGCCAUGAAAACUGCAGAUUUCUUUUUUAAGAUACAAUUUACCGAAAACUACUUCCCUGAUUUCGUGGCCAAACAUAAAGCAGAUUUUAUGGAUGUCCGUUCCAUUAUUUUCAAAUGCCAAAUCGGUGGUUAUCAACAUAUUUACGAAGUGGUUCAUGAUGUUAGGAAAAUCAUGUUUAUUGCUAAAGAGUUUUUAGAGAUAAAUAACGAUAUUAAUUUGCAAAAAUCAAUAAUGGCCUUUGAAAUUGAAUUUAAUAAAUUAUUAAGUGAACCGCCUUUUGAAAAUUUACAAUUCGAUCAUAUUAAAGGUGAUCCCAAAGAAUUAAUUUACAAUUGCACCAAUAAGUAGUUGGUAAAAAUAGUUUAAUAACAAUACUAAUAAGAAAAUUUAUAAGAAAUCCUAUAAUUUUUAUUAAUUUUAAUUUUUUUUGUAUCUAACUAUUGUUGUUAAUUUGUUGUUUUAUAAAUUUCUAA
Molecule: messenger RNA, 2270 nt
Organism: Lucilia sericata (common green bottle fly)
Lineage: Eukaryota; Metazoa; Arthropoda; Insecta; Diptera; Calliphoridae
Gene: mtsh
Product: protein mitoshell
Source: RefSeq, a predicted model, not a curated record